This is a messenger RNA of Ceraceosorus guamensis, 195 nucleotides long. RefSeq names its product putative ubiquinol-cytochrome c reductase complex 7.3 kda protein. The coding region runs from base 1 to 195 and encodes 64 amino acids. Gene Ontology annotation, biological process: mitochondrial electron transport, ubiquinol to cytochrome c. The record is from RefSeq and is a predicted model, not a curated record. NCBI's taxonomy places the organism in Eukaryota, Fungi, Basidiomycota, Exobasidiomycetes, Ceraceosorales, Ceraceosoraceae. The transcript is spliced from 4 exons.
AUGGCUUCCUUUUCCAGCGCCAUUUACAACACGCUAUUCAAGCGAAACUCGGUCUACGUGACCUCCAUUUUUGCAGGCGCUUUCGUGUUCGGAAUCGCCUUUGACGCUGGCACACAAAGGCUCUGGGACGCCCACAACAGAGGAAAGCAAUGGAAGGACAUUCGUGACAAAGUCGCUCCUUCGGAUGGCGAGUAA